Messenger RNA from Sphaeramia orbicularis (orbiculate cardinalfish), 6778 nucleotides. RefSeq names its product marker of proliferation Ki-67 (gene mki67). Bases 173 to 6550 code for a protein of 2125 amino acids. Gene Ontology annotation, biological process: regulation of mitotic nuclear division; regulation of chromosome segregation. The record is from RefSeq and is a predicted model, not a curated record. Gene Ontology annotation, cellular component: chromosome; nucleus. The transcript has 17 exons. NCBI's taxonomy places the organism in Eukaryota, Metazoa, Chordata, Actinopteri, Kurtiformes, Apogonidae. Gene Ontology annotation, molecular function: protein binding.
CGUUAACUAUUCGUCGGAGGAAGACCCGUGGUACGGCGUGGUAGCGUAGUAGUUGUACUAAAGGUUUGAUAUGUUUUAGUCAUUAAAGUCCACUUUGCCAAAUACCGGUUGAUUUUUAUGGAUUUCCUGACGUUUACGUGUCUAUAAACGGUUUAAAGGUAAAGCUACGAGAAUGCCAUUACAUGGGAAAAUAGUUGUGAUAAAGAGGAGUGGAGGAGACGGGACUGAGUUUCCCCUCGCUGCCUCCUGCUUAUUUGGAAGGAAGACUGAUUGUGACAUCCGUAUUCAGCUUCCUCAAGUGUCCAAGGAGCAUUGCAGAAUUGAUCUGAAUGAAAAUAAAGAGGUUAUUGUGACAAAUUUGAGCUCUGCAAAUCCAACUUGUAUCAACGGGCAGGCUUUGCAGCAGUCUGAGCGUUUAAAGCAUGGAGAUGUGAUAACUAUUAUUGAUCGUUCUUUCAGGUUCGAGUACCCUCCAGCACCCACACCCAAAAAGAGAUCUUCCAUUGGAGGCAAAGCUGAAACCCUUAAAGUUCUGCAAGAUCACCAAGUUGGGAGCACUACCACAGUUGAAAAAAGAAUCUCUGAAGCAUCAUCUGACCCCCAUCUGAAAGUUGGAAACAACCAUGACAACAUCCAACGAUCCCUGGAGAAGACUUUGGAGUUGGAAUCCAAAGAAGAUGGUUGUCUGCCUCAAAGCAAGGCUGCGUCCCCUUUCAAUGAUCUGUAUCAAAUGAUUAAAAAAUCUCUUGAUGUCAAGACCCCUCGGAAGUCUUCUGCCAGUCUAUUGCAGACGCCUUCAUCAAAGUUUUGCACUCCACAGCCUCAGUCAGUCAGAAAAAAUGAUGGAACACCUUUCAUUUUCACUGCAUGCAAAGGCACCCCUAAGAGAGAGGCAGCAAGAAUCUCUCCCAGAACAACUGAAACUAAGAAAGCUGAAACACCUAGCAGUGGGACUCCACAGUCUGUUAAGAAGCAGAGAAGGUCCCUCCAGGCUUCUGCUACAAAGACAGAGGCACCUGAUGUUGAAGCCGAACAGUCUAAACUAACUUCACCACAAACAAGACGCCAAGCAACACCCCAGAAGUUUACUUUGACUGAGGUUAUUGAGCAACUCCCUACUCCAAUGCCCAAGUCACCUGUGAGAAGAAGAAGCAAAGAUAACACACCAGCCAAGGAAACAGUGAACAAGGACGAAGAGAAAGCUAUGACGUCUCCCAAAACAGAAGCUAAACGAAAGGCAACACCAAAGAGCUCAGAGAAAGGAGAUCAAGUUAAAGAGAUGCCCAAAAAGCGUAAAAGUGGAGAACUUGGAAAAGAUUUACCCAUGCAACAGAUGAAAAAGAAGCGUGUGUCUUUUGGAGGUCAUUUGAGUCCAGAGUUAUUUGACAAACGUCUACCUCCAAACUCACCAUUACGUAAAGGGGCCACUCCGCGGAGAAGUUUGUGUCUCUUAAAACCGAAAGAGUCACUCCUUAGGCGAGCAUCAGUCAUUGGUUUGAUGAAGUUUGAUCAAGAUCGUGGCAAAAAUACUUCUCCCAAGACACCAACAUCUGCAAAGAAGUCACCUGCAUCCAAGACGGCAUCUCCCAAGACUCCAUCACCUGGAAAGAAGUCACCUGCAUCCAAGACGGCAUCUCCCAAGACUCCAUCACCUGGAAAGAAGUCGCCUGCAUCCAAGACAGCAUCUCCCAAGACACCAACAUCUGCAAAGAAGUCACCUGCAUCCAAGACGGCAUCUCCCAAGACUCCAUCACCUGGAAAGAAGUCACCUGCAUCCAAGACAGCAUCUCCCAAGACACCAACAUCUGCAAAGAAGUCACCUGCAUCCAAGACGGCAUCUCCCAAGACUCCAUCACCUGGAAAGAAGUCGCCUGCAUCCAAGACAGCAUCUCCCAAGACACCAACAUCUGCAAAGAAGUCGCCUGCAUCCAAGACAGCAUCUCCCAAGACACCAACAUCUGCAAGGAAGUCGCCUGCAUCCAAGACCCCAUCACCUGGAAAUAAAUCAAAGACCCCAAAGGCCAAUGACCAACCAAAAAAUCAGCGAAAGUCCACAGGGUCUACAGUGAGGAGAAGGUCUAGUCCAAAUAUUAAAGAAAACACACCCACUGCCACUGUAACACCAGUGAAAACCCCCUUGAAUUCAAGGAUACAGACCCCUACAGUACAAGGCCGCUUCUCUGUGUCUCGCAUCAGCACACCAUCUCCAACUGCUGUAGAUGAUGUUAUUGACAUGGCUUCUUCAGCCACUGUAACUCCUAAAAUACCACUGAGACGGAAGAGCAUGAAGAGCACCACAAAGAAGACUCCAGGUUUGACGAAGAGUGCUGUAAAAGUGAUUCGCAGAAGUGGAAUUUCACGAGUCUCUAUGAAGGCUAUGAAUUCCUGGGCAGACAUUGUGAAAUUUGGCCAGGCUAAGGUCCAGCGGGCUGCCCCAACAGCUAAAUGCCAGACAGUCACCAAAAAGACUGUGAAGAAAGUUCCCAAACCACAGACACCUGCAAGACGCCUGAAGGACCUCGCACUGGCCAGCACUGGACAUGCAAAUUCACCUGCUACGAUUGUUGUGGGAAGAGCUGUCAAACAGAGGGUUGUACAUGCCACUGGUGCUGCACCAAGAGUGGUCAUUAAUACAGCACUGUCCAAGAAGGACAUGAAAAUGGAUGAAGACAUGACUGGAAUUUCUGAAAUGUUUAAAACUCCUGUACAUGAAAGGGAGAGAUCUGUCAACAGUGAGAAGAGUGUCCUCAAAACACCAGUAGUAGAUCUCAGCAGAUCGCUGGUAGAACCAUCCAUGUUGAACACACCAGAGGAGCCAGGUCAAAUGACGGUGUCACCCCUGACUGUGAAAGUCACAAGAUACAACAGUGAGGCAGUCCAGCGCCUCCUUAAUGGAGACAAAGAAGCAAUCUCUGGUGACAUACCUCCUUUGGAGAUUAGCUCUGAUUCUAGUGAGCAGCAGCCCAAUGACAUGAGUUCACACGCUCCAACAACUCCAAACCAGAAGAUAGAACUGUCAGAGUGUUUCACUGGAGUCAAGAGAAUUAUGAAGACACCAAAGCAGGAAAACAAACCUCUUGAGGACUUGAGAGGGAAACUUCUCAAGACUCCCAGACAGAAACCUGAACCAAAGGAGUGUCUGACCGGAGUGAAGAGGAUCAUGAAGACUCCAAAAUUGAAAGCAGAACCUGUAGAGGACAUCAGAGGAAAUCUCCUGAAGACUCCUACGCAGAAAACUGAACAGCAAGAGUGUCUCACCGGAGUCAAGAGAAUGAUGAGGACCCCAAGACAGAAGUCUGAACCUGUAGAGGACAUCAGAGGAAAUCUCCUGAAGACUCCCAAGCAGAAGACUGAGCAGCAAGAGUGUCUCACCGGAGUCAAGAGAAUGAUGAGGACCCCAAGACAGAAGUCUGAACCUGUAGAGGACAUCAGAGGAAAUCUCCUGAAGACUCCCAAGCAGAAGCCUGAACAGAAAGAGUGCCUCAGUGGAGUAAAGCAAAUUUUCAACAUUCCACAAUGGGAGGAUGAACCACUCGAAGAAGGAAGACUUGAUGAAGCUAAAGAACUUUUGGAGAUGCCUAAAUUCAUGCAGGAAUCUGACAUCCUAUCUGAUGAGAUGGCCAAGAAAACUGAGAGCUCCCCAUCCAUGCUUCUCUCAGGCAUCAAGACAAUGACGAAGACCCCCAAGGAGAAAAGCACUCCUGUUGAAGAUAUGGUUGGUCUUAAGAGGCUCAUGAAAACUCCAAAGGAAAAGAGCGAACCUGUUGAGAAGAACUUUGGUAUCAAGAGACUCAUGAAGUCACCGCGGCUGAGGGGUGUUGCACCAGUGGAAGACUUUGAAGGCCUUGAAGAGCUCAUGAAGGAGCCACUGAGUACUCCAGCAGGACAAGAAAAGGCAGUUGAGACUGAAGAACAAAUGCUUUUGGAUUGUGAUUCAGCAAUAGAAAAAGAGCUGGACUUGGCUGAGGAUCUGCAAAAUAAUGCAGACAUGGCAAAAGCAGAUCCAACUGAAGCUAUUGGUGAUAACGAGUCAGAGGAAGUCCACGUUGAGACUGGCCUAUCAGACGCCAUGGACACUGUCUCUGAAUCAGGAGUAGAUGAUGGUUCACUAAAAGACCAAGCUGAAGUAGAGGCAGAUGCCAAUGAAGUCAUGCCCAGUGGAAGUGAAGAAAAUACUACACAUUCCAUGGAAAUCAUUACCCAGGAACCAACAGCUGAGAGUUUAGCUCUGGAGACGGCAACUUGCAAAGUGACAGAAAUUGAUGAAACUGUCAUCCCUGAUGUUCAGAAGAAAUCUGUUCGAGGCAGAAGGGCAAAGGUGGCGGAAUCUAAAGCAGCUGAUGACAAACAGCAGGUAGCACCGUCUGAAGACCCUGUCAUUCCAGCUCCAGUCAGAGGACGAAGAGGGAAGAAAACUGAAGCUCCGGCACCACCUGCUGUCAGACAGACCGCAAGAGGCAGAAAUGCUAAAACCACUGAAUCCAAGGAUGAUGCACUCACACAAGAGGAAAGUGCUGCAGUGCCUGCUGUCAAACCAAAGCAAAAGGUCAAAAAAGCUACUGAAGAACAAGCUCAAACAGUCCAGGAGGUUCCUGCUGAAACCGUAGAGGUGCCAGAAGAUAAACAGACAUCCCAAGUUAAUGCCGAUCAUGAAGCAAAUGAUGAUGCAGAACCUCAAGGGAAACCUGUUGUCAAGCGAGGAAAGAAAAGUAAACAGGCAUCUGUUCCCCAGGCUGAUGUGGCAGAAGAUGCAAGUGAGGUGGUUCCUGCUCAAGGUGAAGAAAAUACAAUGGAUGCAACAGAAACUGAGGUGCCAGAAGUGAAGACAGACACUUUCAAAGUCACUGAAAAUGAAGUUGUUGUCAUCCCUGAUACUCAGAAGAAACCUCUUCGAGGCAGAAGGGCAAAGGUGGUGGAAUCUAAAGUGACUGAUGUUGAACAGGCUGUAGCAUCUGAAGAACCUGUUGUUGCAGCUCCAGUCAAAGGACGAAGAGGGAAGAAAACUGAAGCUCCAGCACCACCUGCUGUCAGACAGACCACAAGAGGCAGAAAUGCCAAAGCUCAAGAAGGCACUUCUGAUGAGAAACCUGAAAAAGUCCCAGAGAAGUCUGUAGAAACUCAAAUGGUGCCUGAUGUAUCUGCUGAAGAUGCAGGAGACCAACAUGCAGUAAUAAAUGCCAGUCAUGUAGAUGUUCCAGCACCCCCUGAAGAAAAAUCCACAUCAAAACCCAAAAGGGGGAGAAAAACUAAACCAACACCUGUUGAGGCACCUCAACCAGAGGCAGAAAGCACUGAAGUUGUGAAUGACCAGCAGGUUAUAGAAGAUGUUCAGCCGGAACUGCCUGUUCCCACUGUUGACAAACCUAAGAGAGGUGGGAGAAAGACCAAACCAGAUGCUGGUAAACAAAAUGAGGUGACAGAAGACACAGUUGUCCCAGAGGAGACCAAGCAGGUGGCUCGACCCCCUGCCAGGGCAAAGAGGGGAAGAAAUGCUAAAGAGGAAGAAAAGCCAGACAACAAUGAACCAGCUCUUCCAGUUGAGACUCCAACACCCCAUGAGCCUGUGAAAAAAAUGAGAAGGACCAGGAAGGCUGAGCAAGAUCCUGAAGAACCAAGUGAAGAAGUCCCAACAGCUAAAACUGUUACACCAGAGGAGAUGGUGGCUUCAGUUCCGGCUCAGCCUGAAAAGAUCAAAGAAGCUACUCAGGUUCCAAAACCUAGAAGAGGUGCACGGAAAGCACAAGAGCCUGACAGUGUAACCCCAGUCGAAUCCACGGAGGUUCAGGAGGUCCCUGUAGUCAGCUCCACAGACAAGCCCAAGCGAGGCAGGAGAGGAAAACAAGCUGCUGAAGAGGCCAGUGUCACUGAAAUGGUGCCAGAAGAAAAACCUGAGCAUGAGCCAGAGACUGAAGAGAAGACUAACACUGAGUCCACUCAUGCUGUAAAAACCAAACCAAGUAGAGUGAGGGGGGUCAAAACCUCAGCAAAAAAUGAGGUCUCUGAAUCAGUUCCAGCCAAAAGAGUACGUCGAGGUGCCGCUGUUCCUGUAGAGGAGAGCAGUGUAGAAGUCACUGAUGUGGUUCCAGAACCUGCUCCACUUCCAGUGGAGCCUGUCAAAAGGGGGAGAAGGGCAGCAACAAAGGCUAAAACAAACACUGAAGAGAUGGUGAGCAGUGACCAGGUGAACUCCACUGAAGAUUCAAGCAACGCUGUUGAAGACAAGAAAUCUAAAAGAUCUGUUAAAUGGAAAGCAGACUGUGAGGUCUUUGAAGUAACUCCUCUGAAGGCCGUUCGAGGCAGGAAGUUGAAGUCCGGAGACCAAAAGGAUACUGAAAGCAACAAUAUGUCAAAGAGUGCCACCAAAACUGAAGAGGAGGAUCUCUCGGAUCAGAAAUCUCAGCCUGUGAAGAGAGCCAGGCGAGGGGCAAAGGUCACCGAUAUCAAAGAGGAGUCCACAAACAAGCUUCCUGAAGAGGACCAGGUCAUCUCAAAGAAGGACGAUACUGAGGCACAGCCAAAAACUAGAAGAGGAAGAUCAGCUAAGAAAUGAGGGCUUUUGUAGAUAUUGUUAAACACAAUACUUUUUGAAACCUUUUGUACUUUUUUUUUUUUGUUUGUAAUCUAAGGCUUUUUAUUUUUUGAAAGUGGGUUUUAAUGACUGAAAACUAUGCACUGCUUUUUUUUUUCUUCUGAAUACAACAGGGAAUCUCAUUUUAACAUUUGUUGUCACCAGUUGUAAGGCAUUCAUUACUGAUUUUACAAAUGUUUUUAUGGUUGG